AUGAAUGAAAUCAGUUUAACCACUCCAAAAGACUGGCAAGAAAUAAUUGAUGCAGUCACUUUACAAAACUCCAAAGAAUACUGGCAACAGCCAAUGGAUCAAUCCAAUCCAAGUACUUUUGGCCAAAACCAGCAACAAUCAACGGAUACAAUUGAUUCAAGCAUUGCCAACGAAUACUGGCAAGAAUUGUUUGAUGUAGCUAAUCCAAGCACUUCCAGUCAAGUUUCUGACCCAACUAAUGAGCCUAAUCCAGAUAUUUCCGAUCAAGACCAACAACAACCAGCUAAUGAACCCAGUUUAGGUAUUCCUGACCAAACUCAGCAACACUCGAUUGAUCAGCCGAGUCCAAGCACUCCAAAACGAGGCCGGAAACGACGAAUUGGUCAACCCAGUUCAAGCACUUCCAGUCAAGCCCAGCAACAACCAAUUGACCAAAACCAGUCUGCUAAUACUGGUUUUAUUCAAGUGGCUGAAUUAAGCCAAAGACAUCAAAAAACCUUUAAUCGUAUAAAGCAAAGAUUUGAAUUGUCUAAAGAAAUACGAAAGAAAAAGCGCAAGGAAUAUCGUGAAUAUGCAGCCCUCGAAAUCAAUCAACGGUUAGCGUUAGCAAUGGGGAGAGAAAUAACUGAACCAAGAUACGAUCCAAAGGUUGAAGAGCGAUUAAAAAAAGAGUGUAAAAGGACAAACAAAAGAGCGAGCAAUUUAAGACAACAAUUAAAAAGAUUUAUGAAAAGGUAUGGUUUGAAAUUCGAAGAACCGGAGUUGGAUUUUUGA
Molecule: messenger RNA, 774 nt
Organism: Batrachochytrium dendrobatidis JAM81
Lineage: Eukaryota; Fungi; Chytridiomycota; Chytridiomycetes; Rhizophydiales
Exons: 1
Coding region: 1-774 (257 amino acids)
Source: RefSeq, a predicted model, not a curated record